GGCGCUAGGGCCGCAGCCAGCGUCUGCCACCGCAGUCCGGCCGGAGUCGAGUUCUCUCCCGCACUGUCGGCGCGGCCUGGAGAGGCCCGGAGGGAGCUAGGCCGGGGCCGCCGCCUGACCUGCGAUCUGCGCACAAAGGCGCCGACUCCGGGUCCGGGUCCGGGGCGAGGAAAGCGGCCACUGCCCGGGAGCAGCGCGGCGAUUCCCGGCGCGCCCUAUGCCCCCGCGCCCCCACCGCCCCCGCCGCGGCAGCCGGAGCGCACCGAGAGGACGCGCCACCGCGGGGCCUGGGUGCAGCUAGCGACCCUUGGUACCCCCACACCCCCACCCCCCAGCCCGAGGUGAGCAGUGAGCGGCGAGCGGGACGGCAGCGAGGCGUUCGCGGGCCCCCUCCUGCUGCCCGGCCCCGGCCCGCUCAUGGCGGCCAUCCGCAAGAAGCUGGUGGUGGUGGGCGAUGGCGCGUGCGGCAAGACGUGCCUGCUGAUCGUGUUUAGCAAGGACGAGUUCCCCGAGGUGUACGUGCCCACCGUCUUCGAGAACUAUGUGGCCGACAUCGAGGUGGACGGCAAGCAGGUGGAGCUGGCGCUGUGGGACACGGCGGGCCAGGAGGACUACGACCGCCUGCGGCCGCUCUCCUACCCGGACACCGAUGUGAUCCUCAUGUGCUUCUCGGUGGACAGCCCGGAUUCGCUGGAGAACAUCCCCGAGAAGUGGGUGCCCGAGGUGAAGCACUUCUGCCCCAACGUGCCCAUCAUCCUGGUGGCCAACAAGAAGGACCUGCGCAGCGACGAGCACGUCCGCACGGAGCUGGCGCGCAUGAAGCAGGAGCCCGUGCGCACGGAUGACGGCCGGGCCAUGGCCAUGCGCAUCCAAGCCUACGACUACCUCGAGUGCUCGGCCAAGACCAAGGAGGGCGUGCGCGAGGUCUUCGAGACGGCCACGCGCGCCGCGCUGCAGAAGCGCUACGGCUCGCAGAACGGCUGCAUCAACUGCUGCAAGGUGCUAUGAGAGCCGCCCCUGCCGGCUUGGCCCGCCUCCCGGGCCGUUCCCCCCGCCCCCGAGGACCCCACCGGACUGACUGCCCGGCGUCUGCCUUUCCGCCCGGCACCCGGAGUCCGGCGGCUGUGACUCUGGCGCCGAGGAUCGGCGGCGUGGGAGGCCCGGGCGCCCCCUCUCCAGUGUCUGUGUGCGUCCGGCUGCGUUGCACAGGCCCAGGCGCCCCGCCGAGUGCCAAGGGGCCCCCCUGAGCACCCUUUUCGGAAGAGCCCAGCCUCUUCAGAGUGUGUGGCUGUUUGUUCGACUCCCCGCCUCCCGCCCCCCCCCCCCCGUG
This is a messenger RNA of Eptesicus fuscus (big brown bat), 1330 nucleotides long. RefSeq names its product ras homolog family member B (gene RHOB). Gene Ontology annotation, molecular function: GTPase activity; GTP binding. The record is from RefSeq and is a predicted model, not a curated record. Lineage: Eukaryota; Metazoa; Chordata; Mammalia; Chiroptera; Vespertilionidae. The transcript has a single exon. The coding region runs from base 418 to 1008 and encodes 196 amino acids. Gene Ontology annotation, biological process: small GTPase-mediated signal transduction.